Messenger RNA from Trifolium pratense (red clover), 3104 nucleotides. RefSeq lists its product as uncharacterized. The transcript is spliced from 6 exons. The coding region runs from base 147 to 2570 and encodes 807 amino acids. The record is from RefSeq and is a predicted model, not a curated record. NCBI's taxonomy places the organism in Eukaryota, Viridiplantae, Streptophyta, Magnoliopsida, Fabales, Fabaceae.
ACAUGUGGCAAAAGAAAAAUUGUAAGGUUGAGAUUAAAACUUGAAAUUAAGGGGUUUUUAAUUAAAAAAAAAAAAGAAGAAGUGCGUCACAGAAGUGCUUCACUUCCCACCGCGAUUCUGCCAUUGAAACAACACAGAACAAAGAGAUGUCAAGAAAACCAGACAACAUUUUGUUCUUAGAACAAUGGCUUCAAAACAUCACAUCCACCUCAAAAACAACAAUCUCUGCAAAAUCCAUCAUUCAAGCUUGGUCUGAACUCCGAAACUCUCUUCAAUCUUCUUCAUUCAAUCAACACCAUCAUCAACAUCUCAAAACCCUAGUCAAUUCCCAAAUCUCUCUCCAUGUUGCAGACCCACAAGCAAAACUUCUUUUUUCCAUUCUCACUUCAUCAAAUUUCUCUCUUUCUCAUGAUUCCAUUGCCCUUUGUUUCAGACUUCUUUACAUAUGGAUAAGAAAAUCAACAAAACCCAAUUUCCCUAUUCUUGAUUCGGUUGUAGGGUUUCUUUCAAAAUUUGAUUUUGGAAAUGGAAAUAAUCAUGUUUUGUUUUCUGAAGCUAUUUUACUUCUGGGUGCUUUUUCUUUUGUGCAUUCUUUAUCUGAAAAGACUAAAAAUUCGUGCUUGGAUAUUUUUUGUAGAUUGUUGGUAGAUAAGUGUAGGUUGGUUUGUUUGUUUGAUGAAUUAUUGCCUAAUGUUCUUGCUGGAAUUGGGUAUGCUUUGUCAUCUUCUGUAAAUGUUCAUUUUGUAAGAAUAUUGGAUUGUUUGUUUGGAAUUUGGGGAAAAGACAAUGAUGGGCCUCAAGGUAGUAUUGUUCAUGGACUCAUGGUUAUUUAUUUGUUUGAUUGGGUUGCGUCGAAUUUGAUUAAUUUCGGGUUUUUGGAUAAAGUUAAUGUUUUUGUUAGAGAAGUUUUCGAGAAUUUUAAGGAAAACUAUGCAUCGUUCGCUGUUUUUAUGUCUGGGAUUGGAGUACUAAGAGUUACAGAUAGAUAUGGUUCUUUGACUGGUAUGAUAUUGGAUGUUGUUACUAAAAUGAGGACUUCUGCGAUUGUUAGGGUGGAAGCUUUAGUCAGUGAUUUGGUUUCUAGGAAAUUAAGAUUUAGUAGUAACUCAGGAAAUGAUAUUCAAAAUAGGCUUUUACUUCAGUGUGUUUCGCUAGGAUUGACGCGAACUGUUUCAUUUUCAAACCAUUCCUCUUUGUUUGUAUGCCUUGCUUUGUCAUUGUUAACUGAGAUACUUCCUUUGCCCCGUCUUUAUGGAUCGGUGUUUGAAUUGUUCCCAAGUUCUGGUGGACUAAAGGUUAAUGAGAUCAAAGAACAUCUAGAUGGUAUCCUAUUCAAGGAAGCAGGAGCUGUAACGGGAGUUUUCUGUAAUCAAUAUGUUUUAGCAGACGAAGAAAAUAAGAAUAUAGUGGAAAAUCUUAUAUGGGAAUACUGUCACGAUAUUUACUUUGGACACAGGAAAGUGGCUAUGCAUCUUAAAGGCAGUGAUGAUGAAUUGCUUAAGGAUUUUGAAAAAAUCACCGAAUCUGCUUUCCUUAUGGUUGUAGUCUUUGCACUAGUUGUAACAAAGCACAAAUUGAGCUCUAAAUUUUCUCAAGAAGUACAAACCGAAGUCUCAAAGAAGAUACUAGUAUCGUUUUCUUGCAUAGAAUAUUUUCGCCAUGUACGCUUGCCAGAGUAUAUGGAAGCCAUUCGCAAGGUAAUUGCGAGUGUUAACCAGAAUGAGAAUGCUUGUACAUGUUUUGUGAACUCCAUGCCUUCUUAUGAUGACUUGACAAAUGGGCCAGAUCAGAAAACCAAAUACUUAUGGUCCAAGGAUGAAGUGCAAACGGCUCGUGUUUUGUUUUACCUGCGAGUCAUUCCAACCUUGAUUGAGUUUUUGCCUGGCCCUGUUUUCGGAGACAUCAUAGCUCCAACUAUGUUCUUAUAUAUGGAACAUCCGAAUGGAAAAGUAGCUCGAGCCUCUCAUUCUGUGUUCACUGCAUUUAUGUCCAUGGGGAAGGAACCUGAAAAAGUUGAUAGAGUUUCAUUGAAGGAGAAGCUUGUUUUCCAUUACAUACAAGUAUCUUUAUCGGGAUAUCCUGACAUUACUCCUUUCGAGGGAAUGGCUUCUGGAGUUGUAGGACUGGUCCAACAUCUUCCUGCCGGAAGCCCUGCCACUUUUUACUGCAUUAACAGUCUUGUUGAAAAAGCAAAUCAACUCUGUUCUGAAAUCUUCACUCAUGAGGCUGAUGAAUGGAAGCAGUGGCAAGGAGAGCCAGAACCAAGCAAGAAAUUAAUGGACUUGCUUUUACGCCUAGUUUUCCUUGUUGAUAUACAAGUCUUGCCUAACUUGAUGAAACUGUUGGCACAGUUGAUUACCAAGUUACCACAAGAUGCACAGAACAUAGUUUUGAAUGAGUUGUAUUCACAAGUGGCUGAUUCUGAUGAUGUCAUACGCAAACCCAUGUUGGUUUCAUGGCUUCAGUCAUUAUCUUACCUAUGCACAGUGGCUUCAAAUCAAAGUGCAGCCUCCAAAAAAAAUAAAAGUGCAGACCCAAUAAGUGGUGGAAGAAUAACUGCAAAUCUCUAAGAGAUUCCGCUUACUGGAGCAACUAAGAAAUUUUUUUAUGCACUUGAGAUGCAAAGGACUCGGCAUUAACCAAACAAUGAAUGCGGUUGAAGCCGACACAGAAACCAAACAAUGAAUGCCAUUGAAGCCGACACAGAAACUGAAACCUCUGAUUACUCCCAUACGAUAUUUGCCAGGAUCCUUGUUGAACAUGCUUAAUGCGAAUGAGAAUGGUAACAAUUCCUCAUGCCAAGGCCAGAAAGUUCCAUUUGUUGACAUGGUUGUAGCUGCAUGGUUCUUUGGUUUGAUAAUCGGAGUACGUGCUGUCUAAUUAGCAAAGAGAAUCGCUUUUCAUCUAUUCAUAAGAAAUGAGCUUUCCUUAGUAACAUAGCUUUAGAAAUGGAUGUGGUAUAACCAUUGUAGUGAUUGUACAUAUGCUAUAUGAACUUAGAUACUAAUACUUCUGAAUAAAUAGUGAGUUAGAGACUAAACUUAGAUACUAAUACCAUUGUAGUGAUAAUAUUAUUACUUAUCUAAAAUUGGUUUUUUGUCUGU